AUGAUGAAGCCCAGCUUCUCCAGGCGCAAGGCGCCCUGCGACGACCUCUUCAGCGCGAACGAAGAAGAUGAGGUCCUCUUCGCAGCUUACAAUGGCUACCUGUUCUGCGGCAAGUACGGCAUGCAGAAGCUCGAGGGGAACGCGAAAGACCGAAAGGUGGCCCUACAGCUGAAGGAGUGGUGGUUCGAGAGGGACAACGCAAAGGAAGGCAUCACGAGCCGUGGAUCUUCGCUUUCGCCGGAGAGCUACCAAUACGCGGACCCUGAAAACUACGGGUCGCUGGAUCCUGAGAGGAUGCCCUUGGAGCACAAAUGGCGCUUUGCGGCCUUCUCACACGAGGGACAUGGUUGA
Messenger RNA from Lasiodiplodia theobromae, 351 nucleotides. RefSeq names its product BRCT domain-containing protein. The record is from RefSeq and is a predicted model, not a curated record. The coding region runs from base 1 to 351 and encodes 116 amino acids. NCBI's taxonomy places the organism in Eukaryota, Fungi, Ascomycota, Dothideomycetes, Botryosphaeriales, Botryosphaeriaceae. The transcript is spliced from 2 exons.